Umbelopsis ramanniana AG is the source of this 2677-nucleotide messenger RNA. RefSeq lists its product as uncharacterized. Gene Ontology annotation, molecular function: ATP hydrolysis activity; ATP binding. Gene Ontology annotation, biological process: Golgi to plasma membrane protein transport; SNARE complex disassembly; intra-Golgi vesicle-mediated transport. The transcript has 10 exons. NCBI's taxonomy places the organism in Eukaryota, Fungi, Mucoromycota, Umbelopsidomycetes, Umbelopsidales, Umbelopsidaceae. The record is from RefSeq and is a predicted model, not a curated record. Gene Ontology annotation, cellular component: Golgi stack. Bases 62 to 2422 code for a protein of 786 amino acids.
ACCGACUUUAGCCCAACGUGGCUAACUGUUACCCAAUCUUUUACCAUCUGCUAGUAAAUAGAUGAACGAUCCCUACCGUACACAAUCUCCAUACGGGGGUACCAACAGAGGUCAAUCGCCUCCAGGCUAUCAAUCCUCACCACAGCGACAGCAAAAAGCUGUCAUGAAAGUCGGACAAUGUCCAAAUCCAGAUGCAGCUCUGUCCAAUUAUCUGUUUGUAGCUCCUGGCCAAUUCGAUCCUAAAGAGCAUUACCUACUGGUCAAUGAUCAAUAUGUUUUUACCUUGGUCGCUGAUGAAACGCUACCCAAAGGAAUCAUUGGCACAAACUUGAUGCAUAGGAGAUGGGCUCAGUUCUCUCUGAAGCAAGAUGUAUAUGUUCGACCAUACGACCCUUUCCAGGCUGGAUAUGACAUAUAUCUGUCUGCGAUGCAAAUCGAAGUCGGCUUCUUCAAGAAGUCAUCUCAAGUUGACACAGAAAUGAAUGCAGAAGAUAUGGCUCAAGUCUUCUCCAACCUCUUUAAAAAUCAAAUAUUCUCGUACGGUCAACUCAUUGCCUUUGAAUUCAAUGGUGUUACUCUCGCAUGUCGGGUGACAGGACUAGAGGUGGUUGAACUCAGUGCCCUCAAGAAAGGAUUCCGGGGCGAAGUGGAUGCUAAGAAUGACGAAUUUCAAACCGCUGCAGAAAGAGGAGUUUUAGUUCCGCAAACCACAAUCCAGUUUAAUCGAGAUCCCGACUCACCUAUUCGUAUUAAGGAUAAUAAGCGAUUACAACGAGCAAAACCACUCAUUCGAACAGACUUCAAGUUCGAAGACAUGGGAAUUGGAGGUUUGGACUCUGAGUUUAGUGCUAUCUUCAGACGUGCCUUCGCUUCUCGUAUUUUCCCUCCUGCUAUUAUCGAUAAACUCGGUAUUCAGCACGUCAAGGGUAUUAUUCUCUACGGACCUCCUGGAACCGGAAAAACAUUGAUGGCUCGCCAGAUUGGAAAAAUGUUGAAUGCCAAAGAACCUAAAAUUGUCAGUGGUCCCGAAAUUCUGAGCAAGAUGGUUGGUGAGAGUGAACAAAACGUUCGAAAACUGUUCGUUGAUGCCGAAAAGGAAUUUAAAGAAAAGGGAGAAGAAUCCAGCCUCCACAUCAUUAUUUGCGAUGAAAUAGACGCUAUCUGCAAGCAGCGUGGCAGCAGAAAUGACGGUACUGGUGUUGGUGACUCUAUUGUCAAUCAGUUCCUUGCCAAGAUGGAUGGUGUCGAACAACUGAAUAACAUCUUGAUGAUCGGUAUGACUAACCGCUUGGACAUGCUUGAUGAUGCCUUACUCCGUCCAGGCCGUUUUGAGGUGCAUAUGGAAAUUGGACUCCCAGAUGAUGCUGGUAGAGAACAAAUUUGGAAAAUUCAUACAGCAAAGAUGCGAGAAAACAACAUUUUGGAUCCUGCAGUUCAUUUGAACGAGAUGGCUGGCAUGACGAAAAAUUAUACUGGUGCCGAAAUUGCUGGUGUUGUUAAAGCAGCCUCGUCCUAUGCCUUCAGUCGUCAUAUCAAGGUUGGAUCUGUCGCUGGAGUUGCACCCGAUGUCGAAGAUAUGACUAUACAGCUGGAAGAUUUCAAGGCAGCCUUGGAUGAAGUUCCACCAGCCUUCGGUGUAUCCGAAAACGAAUUACAACAAUGUGUUCAGAACCAUGUGUUGAACUUUGAUGAUGGUGUCGAGACCAUUCUGACAGACGGAAAUCUGUUCGUUGAGCAAGUCAGAAACUCAACCAGAACACAGGUUGUCAGUAUCUUAUUACAUGGUGCUGCUAAUUCCGGAAAGACCGCUCUUGCCGCUACUAUUGCCAUGAAGAGUCAAUUCCCAUUCAUCAAGCUAAUUUCACCUGAGGCUAUGAUUGGAUUUUCUGAAUCAAACAAAAUCAACCAUAUCAACAAGAUAUUUAACGACGCCUACAAGUCGCCACUCAGUGUCAUUGUUCUGGAUAACAUUGAAAGAAUUAUGGAAUGGAUUGAUAUUGGUCCACGAUUUUCCAACGGUGUCUUGCAGGCGUUACUUGUCCUUCUGAAGCGAAAGCCCCCGAAGGAUAGACGUCUGCUUAUUAUCGCUACGACUAGUCAGCGUGGCAUGUUGAGCAGCAUGCAAUUGGAUGAUGCCUUUGAUAGUGAAUUCAAGGUCCCAAUGAUUUCCAGAGUUGAAACCGUCGGCUUCGUCCUCGAGCAACUCAAUAUGUUCAGCGAUGAAGAGAGAGAAUAUGCACUUCAACGACUUCACAAGAAGAAUUUGGAUGGCCGCUUUGAGAUUGGUAUUAAGAAGUUGUUGAUGAUCGUUGAAGUUGCCUCACAAAGCACCAACAAGGUUGAAAAGUUUGUCCAAGCGAUAUCUGCCACUCAGGUUCCUGGACUUGGUGCCGAUAAUGCUGCCUUCCAAAGAUAUACGUAGAUUUCUUGUAUACUACUUCGAAUGGUUCAUAUAUAGAGAUAUCCUGAACUUGAAGAUACCGCAUUUAAUGCAGCUUUUAUACUUACACACAUUUUUAGAGAGGAUGUGAAUUGUUGCCUCACACUCUAUAAAGCUCAUAGCUUGCAUUAAUGGGGUGAUGAGCGAAUAUGUAAAAAAAAAAUUUAGUGACUUCCACAAUACGCUUUCUUACUUCACUUUCAUCCUCCAAAAUAAAGCAUCCCUUUUUACCAUGAA